CAACGAAAACAUGGCUGACAUCAAGACUCUCGAGCAUUCAACAUUAAAAGUAUAUAGAAAUUUAACCGUUACAUACUAUAUAGUUUAGGAUGUCUAAUAUCAUUAUCAUUGAAGAUAUUUAUAAUUUACCUUGCACUUCACUUGAUUUCUUUUCAAAUAGUGUUUAUUUAGUUGUUAUCUUAAAAGUUUUUUUCUUCUCGUCGCAGUGUGAAUGAGAUAAUAUAAGUAAGAUCAGAUCACUGAUUGAUUCAUAAAAUAUGUCAUAUUCUCAUUGAUGGAAUUGAUGAUUGAUUAUGAUUGAUGAAUGAGGACAGUUCGACACUGAAUGAGUGAUUGAGUGAAUACAUGAUCAUAAUGAUGUAUCUAAAUGAUUGAAUGAAAUUUUAAAAUACUUUAUUGAAUCAGUCUCGUUUUUAGUUUAGUAAUAAUAAUAAAAGUUAUUAAAAGUUGUAGGCAGUCAGUAGGUUUAGCUUAGAGACCUUUAAUAAUAAAUUGAUAAGUAAGUUUAUGCCUAAUUUAUUUAGCCUAGUGACUAGUGGUAGUAGUAGUAGUUAGUAGUCUAAGUAGUAGUAGUUAUAGUGGGUAACUAGCCCCUCCUAGAAAUAACAUUAGUAUUAAUUAUUAGCUGGGCUUAUUUUUAUAAUAGAACGCACCGGGUGGGAAACCAGCACCUUCUUUUUCUAUGGAUUUUCCAAAAAGUAACUUGAAAAUAUGGUGUUUGGUCCAUGUGCACUUGAAUCGCUCUUUUGAGUGUAGCAGGUAGCAAGUAGGGAAAAAUCUUUAAAAGGUGCAUGCAGGCUACUUAUGUAAUUGUCAAGUCUGAAUCUGAUGCAUAAAUUACAUACUGUGUCCGCUCUGGUUGUCAUGGCAGGGCUUUGCUUUUCAAUGGUCAUGAGGUUGCAAGCUGUGUGCUUACUGUGGGCGGCGACCGCUAUGUUUUGUUACACAACUGAUGUGUGUAGCAGUGUGUCCACUGUCGAGUGAUUGAGUACUUGCGAAUAGGGGUGUAGCGGGGGGGGGGGGCGGUCCACUCCAGGGUGGCACAUUUUUACCCUUUAUUGAGGUGUGACAGGGUGUCAUUUUUGGCCAACUAGAGUUGUUUCGAGGAAGGGAGCGGCAAAAGCUAGGCACUAAUCCUAGCUACACCACAUGUCGAGUGAUUGAGUACUUGCGAAUAGGGGUGUAGCGGGGGGGGGGGCGGUCCACUCCAGGGUGGCACAUUUUUACCCUUUAUUGAGGUGUGACAGUGUGUCAUUUUUGGCCAACUAGAGUUGUUUCGAGGAAGGGAGCGGCAAAAGCUAGGCACUAAUCCUAGCUACACCACUGCUUAGAGCGGUAAAUAAUUUCUUAAUAUUAAAAACUUGUUUGUAGUAUGGAAUAAUUUACUAAUUACUUCUGAAUAACUUGCCCUAAUAUUAGAAAGGCCAGAAUAUUAAAAGACACUCUGACAGAAGUCACAAAAAUAACAAAACUGUUGACAAUUCUGUGUCUGAUUUUGAGAAGCAAAGAUUUACUUCAAAUGACAUUCUCGUCUGCUGGAUCUAUUAUUUAAUUUUAUUUCAAUAAGGGGCCAUCCAUAAAUGUCGCUAUGUUGGCCCAUUUUAGACCUCCCCUCCCCCAUUGUCACACAGUUUAGACACUCUCAUAAUAGAUUUUCACAAAAUAAUGACCCCCCUUUCCCAAUGUAUGACAUUAUGGUUGACCCUUAAAAGAUUAACAAGAUAUGAGUACCAGUCCCUUAAAAAAAAAUGAAAACAAAAUUCACUGGUUGUUAGUUAAUAUAGGAUUAUUAAAUAUUUAAAUUCAACCUUAUAGGCAGAGGCUAUUAGUUCAGUAAUUGGCCUAAUAAUUACAAAAUAAGUAAUAUUAAGCCUACUUUAAUUUAAUCAUUACUAUUAGAUAGGUUAGGUACUAGUUCUAGGAAUUAAUAAGAGCAUCACUUAUUACUCAUUAAAGUAUAAAUAUUUAUUGAUUAUGAUUAUCAAGCUGGACAGGCAGAAUCAAUCUCAAAUUCAUGCCAAUCUGAAACUGUGUGCAGCUGGCAGAAAUUCUGCCUCACUAAUCCCACAUUCCAAACAAAAAUAGAGGAUGCCAUAAAGUGUAGAGAUGGAAGAAGGGUUACCCCUAGUUGCUAGACUCACCACUGAGCUGUACCCUGUUCCUAAUGAUCAUUAAAAACUUAUCAGACAAAUUGCAGAUGGAAAAAGACACCUAAUGCUGCAGAUGACAUUGCUAUAUGAUGCUCUUGCAGAGGUAAUGGUGCAAGAUGUCUUAAUGAAGAUUUGAGUAGGCUCAUUUCAUGCCAUGAAAAAUGGAAAUUGACAUUAAACUUAAUUAAGACUGUUUACUCUUUCUUCACCAAAAGCAACUGGUUACCCAAACAUUUAAUCACAUUUUCUCAACAAGGCAGACUAUUCAAAAAGGAAGAAAACAAGACUUAUAGAGGCAUACAAUUUGGAUAUAAACAUCUACAAGCACAUGAAAAAUUUGUGAGAGGUUAACUGGAUGAUGUCUAAACCUAGUAAAAAGUUUGGAAAUCGCCUCAUGGGAUAGUCAUAAAACCACACUACGCAAAGAGUGUAUUAUAGUUAUAAAUAAAUGUCGUGAAUUUUGUAUUGUCCUCAAACCACAUUUAUAAAUAACUUCACAAACAUAAAUUCAUCUUAAAGUUGACUUGAAUUGUUAUUUUUAUUAUUGCACUAAAUAAAUAAAUGAUUAUUUAUGUUUUAGGUCCCUUAUGAACUUUUGAACAAACAGUUUCGAGGAUCACAGAAAGUGAUUGAUAGAGAAGCAUCAAAACUUAAUACUACUGCUGGAGAAUUGGAGAAGAAAUUUCAAGAUCCCAGAUUAACUGUGAGAGAUGUUACCUCUGCACUGUCAACUAUGGUUGACAAUUUGUCAAUGCUCAAGAGAAAAGUAAGUUGAAUUAUUUUGUAAUCAUAUAUAUAUUUCCUUAAAUUUAUUAUUAAAUACUUUUUAAUUUACAUUUAGCUGGAAGAGUCACAUACACAUUGCAAAGAGCAAUAAUUUACCUUACUCUGUUGCAACAUUUAGUAACAUUUAAGAGCAAAGUUAAGACUACAUGAGUGUGAAAGGAAUCAUUGACCUCUUCAAAAAUAGUUUAUCAUAUUCAUAUGCUUGGCUGCAUGUUCAAAAGUCCUACAGAUGACAUGCCUGUUUCAUUGUUUUUUCAAAUUUCACAAUAAUACCGGUACAUAAAUAGGUUAAAUAGAGUUUGAUGUAGUAAUUUAACUAUAACUAUGUGUAUGAUUGUGCUUUACUGUAUAUUUAAUGUGCAUAAUUAACACAAAUUUCAAAAAUAUUUUGUUUUUGAAAUAUAGAUGUCAAUGAAUGGGAUCAAAAAUUGAAAAACAUUAUUUAAAAAAUUUGCACAAAAAAAUGAAAUGUUGAAAUAAGAAUAUUUAUAAAUUUUUCAUUUAAUGAUCAAUGUUGGGAAUGGUUGAAAACUUGAUAAUUUCUAUAUUUGCUUGAAAACCAAAAGAAGUGUCAUUGUUAAAUUUGCAGUGCAAAUAAGAUCUCCGCCCUUGUAACUUAAUCUGAAAGAUUAUAUACACCAUGGGGGCUUAAAAAAGUCUUAAUAGUAAUAGAGGUAGAAUUUCCCUUCCUUGCCUCAAAGUUUCAUUUGUGCACAUUUGUGCAACUUUGUUUUAAAAUCUGCUUUCGUGUCAUGUGAGUCUGAAGCAAAGUGCCUGUGAUAUCCAAUUGAAUAAGCAUAGAUAAUUCCAGGUUAUUUGGUCAGCCGCUCAGAAACUUCCCAGAUGCAUGUCUAAUUCCAUCUCUCUUUUAAAAAAAUUAUAUUUACCCAUUUAAAGCGAAGGUACCAGCCUACAAUCGACCCAUUUUAUCUUAUUGGUGAUAAUUCUUUUUAUUGCUUGAAACAAUAGUUAUGUAAAAAGUACUUCUUGACUUGUACUCAUUUCAUUGAGACACAUGCAGUUUUUUAGUAGUUGAUCUUAAAAAAUAAUUAUUUUAUGUUCUAAUUAUCAUCUUUAGGCUGAGGAAAGCAUUCAGGAAGAAUUGGGAGCAUCCAGAGUGAUAAAAAGGAGAUUAGAACAUCUACAGGAGCGAGACACUCCAGGAAUUAAAGACUUAACUCCUCCAACUUGGUGGCAAAAAAAUAGGUUGGACAGAAUGCUGGUGGAGUAUUUUUUAAGAGCAGGCUACUAUAGCUCAGCACUCAAGCUGGCCAAACAUUCCAACAUAGAGGUUAGUAUUGUAUUUGAACUAAAAUUUGAUUUUCAUAAAUGUGGCUGGGUCAACAGGUUACUCAAUGAAAUGAUUUUUACAUUUUUUCAAUUUAUUUUAGACAUAUUAAUUUUAGAAGUUUUUAUUUGAGCAAAAAUUUAUUGUUAUUUAAUAUUGGGCCAUUAUUAAUUAAAUAACUGACUAUACAUAUUCACACAUUUAAUAUAAAUUACAAUGAGAAUUCACCACAUCACAAUUGAUUAUUUUCAUAUGUAAAAUGUUUUAAAAUGGCAGAGUUUAUAUAUUUUAGCCAUUCUUCAUUCAUCUUAAUCUUAAUGAUAAGGAAAUGAGUGUUAAUGAGUUUAAACCAGUCUUUACAUUACAAAAUAUACUUUUAAUAACACUAUUCUUUCAGGAUCUGACAAAUAUAGAUUUAUUUAUGACAUCCAAAGAAAUUGAAGAUGCACUUGCAAAAAGUGAUACAAAACCAUGUCUGAGUUGGUGUGUAGAUAAUCGUUCAAAGCUUCGUAAAAUGAAGGUAAUGCGAUAUUAUAAAAUAUGUAUGGAGAUAUACAUAUAUAUAUAUACACACACACACACACACACAUAUAUAUAUUAUGUGACUGUGUAAUAAUAUGGAGCCAAAUCUUGAAACUUUUAAAAACAUUUUUAUAACGAUAAAAUACAUUCUCUUCCAUUGUUUCAUUUUUUUUCCCACAAGUUCUGGCUACUAACAUUAAUUGUUUAAUUUCAGAGCACCUUAGAGUUUAAUGUGCGAAAGCAAGAAUUUGUAGAGCUCAUUCGUGAGGACAAGCGCCUAGAUGCAAUCAGGUGACAUUUACUUCUUGUAUGGGAACAUAAGAAAAUGUGGUUAUACCUUGCAGGCAAAUUGUGUUAGAAGGGUGAUGGUAAGAUUACUGAAGGGUAGUGCAGUUAAAGUGCAACUUUAAAUGUAUAACCUAUUGUGAAAAGGAGGUUAACCAUUGCCUGUCAUUUGAAAAAUGAUCAAUUGGAAUGUAAAGAUGCACAUUUAAUGUGUAACAAUGUUAUAUUACCGAUAUGACAAUGCUUGGUGGUAACAUUGUUAGCUAAUACUUUGUACGGCCUUUGGCUGCUGAUGGAAUAAUUGAUUCAUUCCAGUGUCCACUCCUCAUACUCAUUUGUUUCUCUCUCUCACCAAGAAAGUGAUGACGUCCAAUUGUAUAAUUUACAGUACUUUAUUACAUAUAAUAAAUACGUCAAACAAUAAUUAAUUCCUUAAUUCCUUUUAUUCUGUUUGUCUGGACAAUCCUUAAUGAAGACUUUUAACAGCUUCUUUAAUAUAUGAUUUCAGACAUGCUCGCAAAUAUUUCUCCACGGCAGAACAAACGCAAGUAUUAGAAGUGCAAAAGCUGAUGGGAAUGCUUGCUUUUAGUUCCGAUAAUCCUGAGAACCCCUAUAAUGUAAUUAUUUCAUUAAGUUAUAAUAUCAAUAAAUGAUUUCAAAAAGCCUUCUUUAGUUUAAAAUUACAAUAACAUAAUGGAAACAUUAAAGGAACACAGCUCAUAUUGAUAGAGCUAAAACAAUCAUAGCUCAUAGUGACAGAGUUAAAAGAUCAUAGCUCAUAUUAAUAUGGUUUAAGGAUCAUAGCUCAUGUUCAUAGGGUUAAAAGAUUAUAACCUAUGUAGUGUGCUGGACUAGACAGCUUCCAACCCUAUGAAGUGUGAUGGACUAGACAGCUUCCAACCCUAUGUAGUGUGAUGGACUAGACAGAUUCCAACCCCAGGUAGUGGGAUGGACUAGACAGACUCCAACCCUAUGUAGUGUGAUGGACUAGACAGAUUCCAACCCGAGGUAGUGUGAUGGACUAGACAGAUUCCAACCCCAGGUAGUGUGAUGGACUAGACAGAUUCCAACCCUAUGUAGUGUGAUGGACUAGACAGAUUCCAACCCUAGGUAGUGUGAUGGUCUAGACAGAUUCCAACCCGAGGUAGUGUGAUGGACUAGACAGACUCCAACCCUAUGUAGUGUGAUGGACUAGACAGAUUCCAACCCUAGGUAGUGUGAUGGACUAGACAGAUUCCAACCCUAGGUAGUGUGAUGGACUAGACAGAUUCCAACCCUACAUAUUGUGAUGAGCUAUGUUCAUUUUAUUUGAUUUUUUUCUUGUUUUAAUUGUUUGCUUUAAAAACAUUCAUUGUUUUGUAUUUUCCUCCAAACUUUUGUUCCUUAUUUCUUUUUUAAAACAUGAUCCUCCAUAUUCUUCUUCUCAUUACAUUUAAUCUACAUUUUUUAAACCACUAUUUCUUUACUUUGACUCUUCCUACAUAAUUGAUAGAUCAUUCCCUGAACACUUUAACUCAAAGUCAGGCAUGCAAUAGAGUGGAAACAGAAACUAAAUAAGGAAAUAGUUUAUAUUUGACUUCGCUCUACCAAUAUGUUUGUGAUAAAUGUUUAAUAGUUACCGAAAAUUGAAUUUAUAACCUAUAAAAAUUCAUUUUAAAGAAAUAAAAUUCCUACUCUUUUUAAAGAUUACAAUUUUAUUUAUUAGUAUUUGUAUACCGUACUUUAAGAAAAAGAUUCACUGCAUUUUUUUAAAGUUUAAAAUCAAUGAUAUGUUAUGUUAAUUAUUUCUGUAUACAAUUCAUGCAAGCUAUAUUUUUGUAUACUCUUUGCAGGAUCUGCUGGACAAGAACAACUGGCAGAAAUUAGUUUUACAGUUUAGGCAGGAAAAUUUCAAAUUGCACCAAUUAAAUAGUACCUCUGUGUUUACCGCUACAUUGCAAGCUGGGCUAUCAGCUCUUAAAACACUGUAUCCUUUUCUCUAUACUAAUUAACUUCAUUUUGAAUUUUUAAACAGAUUUGUAUUUUACUAAUUUGAGACGAAAUUGCUGAAUCUUUUCAAUGUCCUAAUUGUUACUAUUACUUUUUUCCCCAAUUGAAAGAAAUGUUUUUUAUCAAGACUUGCUUUGUUUGACUCGAGGAUCAGUUCAAUAGGAAAUACUUUAUUUCAGCUUGCAGUAUAAAGAUGAGAUUUCAGAAUGUAUGGGAUUUAUGGGAUUAUUGAAAGGAUUCAUCAGCAUGUUUUCAAAAUAUUUAAGCAAAAUUUUCCAAACACUUUCUUAAAUUUAAUAAAGAUCAUAAGUUUUUAGAAUACAUUGUUGAAAUAUUUAAUGUAAAUCAGACUUUUAUUACCGCAUCAGCAUAACUUUAACCUUCCAGCAGGCAUGCUCUUUUCACGACGAGGCCGGGUGCGGUGUAUCAAUUUGAUAUUGCUGAGUUACUGGUUAAAUUAGGUUAUUUUAUUGAAAUUUUGUCAAAUAACUUAACUUUUAAGUAAUUUAACUAACAUAGAAUGCAAAAUUCAUUCCUGAUUAUAGUUUUUCAAAAUUUCCUCUAUACCCUUGGGAUUCUUAAAAUGAAACAUUUUCCUACCACCCGUCAUGUUAGACGGCAUAAGUAACCUGAAAUCUAUAAUGCUCAGUAUAAAUAUCUCGUUUGGGCGCAACAUAUCAAUUUGAUUUUUACUAUUUAAUAAUAAGAUAAUGUAUCAGUAGAUAUACUAAUAUGAAAAAAGCCACUUCCCAGGGGGAAAAAAUAAUAGAAUUGUCAAACUUAAAAAAGUGAGGUGCAAAGGUGUGGUGUAUCAAUUUGAACAAAACAGCCAAAAUGUACACUCUGAAAGUGUUUUCUACACACUAAACGGCCUUGACCUAUAAGGGAAAGGAAAACAUAAAGCUGCCGAUAAGUAGAGCUUGCUUUCAUCUCUCACUUACAUGUGCGAAACAAAAACGGUUGGCUUGUAUCAAUCUGAUCAAGUGCACCCGAGGGAAGGUUAAGAAAUGUAAAUAGUCAAAUCGAAAAUCCUUUGGGUUAAUUCCCCCAUGUUAAAGGCCAUUAUUGUAGGACAUUUGCAAUAUCAGACAGAACUCAUGAGUAAUUCGGAACCCCGUGAACUGUUAUAUAAACUUGAUUAAAAAAUCUGAAGUCCAAUGUUUUCUUAAGUGUGUGUGUCCAGACAUUGCUAUAAAGAUGAUGCCAACCUUCGUCAUCCUGACUGCCCUGUGUGUAGCACUCACCUCAAUGAGUUAGCUCAACCCCUACCAUUUGCACAUUGCACCAAUUCUAAGCUUGUCUGUAGCAUUACGGGAACUGCACUCAAUGAGCACAACCCCCCUAUGAUGCUGCCCAACGGUCGGAUCUAUGGAUUAAAGGCUAGUGCAUUCGUAUUUAACUAUGAAUAAAAAGCUAGGGAAGCUAUAAUUGUAAACAUAUAUAUCAAAAUUGUGUGGUCUUAUCUAUGGAUUAAAGGUAAAUUCACUAAUACUAAUAGUACAAUAUAUGCCAAAAGUAACACCACUGAAAUAGCCACAUAUUCGAGGAAAAAAAUCUCAUAGUUGUGCACUAUUUACACUCAUAAAGGGGGCCCGAGUUUGUAAAAAAUGCAAAACAAUCCAGAGAUUUAAUAAGUCUACACCAAGUAACAUGGUUCAGCUGCCUAUUUUCAAAAAAUUGCAUCGUUUUUGAAGUGUUCUGUCUUGUCGGAAGGAUAAGAUCAGUAAAUGUCUCAACAAAUGUGAUCAUGUACAUUUUCUACAGCCCCUUAGAAGUCUAUGAAGAACAUCUUUGAAACUGAAACUGGUGCAUUUUGGUACUGGAUACAGGUUGGACAAUUCUUGACAGAGCCAGACAUUUUGGUACUGGAUACAGGUUGGACAAUUCUUGACAGAGCCAGACAUUUUGGUACUGGAUACAGGUUGGACAAUUCUUGACAGAGCCAGACAUUUUGGUACUGGAUACAGGUUGGACAAUUCUUGACAGAGCCAGACAUUUUGGUACUGGAUACAGGUUGGACAAUGUUUGACAGAGCCAGACAUUUUGGUACUGGAUACGGGUUUGACAAUUCUUGACAGAGCCAGACAUUUUGGUACCAGAUACAGGUUGUAUUUUGGAGCAUUUUUGGCCAUGGUGUACAAGGAUCCAUAUUGUUUUAGGAAUGUGUGGCUCACAGGCGAAAGUCACAUUUACUUGGAAGGCUUCAUCAAUUGCACAGACAACUCACUCCCUUAUUUUUGAGCGGUUAGGUGUUAUUGUCCAGAGACAGUUACCCCGUAUCCGCGGACGAUAUGAUGUGCCAUUUGAGCACAUGGUCUAGUAGUCCCCUCUACUAUUUCACUGAGGAUGAGGACAGCAAGGCUCUCAUUGUCACCAAAAAAACUACAGAGACAAGGUCAUCGAAUCAUUUCAAGAUUUGAAAUAGUAUAACAAGGUAUGUGGAAGCUUUAAUUGAAAGACAGGACAGUAAGAUAAUAAUGUUUCGGCUAAGACCCUUCAAGAUUUGAGAAGGUUCUGUAAUGCAAGGAAUCUGUACUUAGUGGCAUCAAACAGGACAGGUGACCAGUCAUAUCACUUGAGAAUCUAUUGUGAAGCUGCAGUAAAAAGUUCCUGGACAAAUCAUUUCAUGUGGUACUACUGAUUUCUCAUACCUGCCUCACUCCCCUGAUCUUACUCCACCUGAUGCCUACUUGUGGGGAAUGUUAAAGGAGAGUGGUUUCAACUGUGAAGAAUGCCAAGAACUGUGCCUGUAUUAAGUGAGCAAAUAUUCUUCUUCUCGCUGGAUUCUGCAGCAACCAUUGUUCAGUAAUUUGUUUGAAAAUCUAAGUGAGCUAUACUAUAAGAACACUGUCUACAACAAGGGGGUGCACAGCAUGAGCAUUUUCGUUACACAUACCAUAGUGAAUAAAAUUGCUAUUGAUGUGCAGGUUAGUUUCUUUCAGGAGAAAUAGAUUUACAGAUGGCAACAAGGAAAUAUUGUUUGUUUUCCAGUACUGGUACUUGUGGUGCGUGCUGUAUUUAUUCUUAAUCUUAAAAUGUAAUUUAAAAUCACAUCCUGAGACUUGUUGAUCAUGACAAUGUUAUACCUGCAGCAUCUUGUAGUUAAUAUUGUGAACAAUUGCAAAGCAACUUGUAGUUCUUUAGUUAAGCUAGUUGAACAAUAUUUUUAAAAGUAAAUUUUUCAUUGCUAACUUCUCCAUGUGCUUUAGAUUGAUGUUGACAUUCAGAGCUUAUUUUAUUUUCAUAUAUUUCAAUUUCCAGGCAUUAGAGAGCAUGGCUGCGGUUAAUGAUGGCAGAGUUGUCUGCCCUAGGACUCGUGAGAUUUAUCAUGUUGACAACCUCGAGAAAGUGUUUGUUAUGUGA
Molecule: messenger RNA, 10383 nt
Organism: Lymnaea stagnalis (great pond snail)
Lineage: Eukaryota; Metazoa; Mollusca; Gastropoda; Lymnaeidae
Source: the annotation of a GenBank genome assembly